Molecule: messenger RNA, 1715 nt
Organism: Amblyraja radiata (thorny skate)
Lineage: Eukaryota; Metazoa; Chordata; Chondrichthyes; Rajiformes; Rajidae
Product: C2 calcium-dependent domain-containing protein 4C-like
Exons: 1
Coding region: 73-882 (269 amino acids)
Source: RefSeq, a predicted model, not a curated record
GCCAACGCUCCCUUCACAUCUGCUCUGGCCAUAUCUUUCCAAGACACAAGCAGACAUUGAGCCGCUGGAUUCAUGCUGCCCGCAGCCAAUUGCGUGUCCUUCAGAAGCACCAUAGAGUCUAUGCUGCCUUGGACUAGCCUGAGAAAUGCAAGCGGCCAGACCGGCGCGGGGGGCAGGAGCGUCAGGUCCAAGGACAUCUUCAGCGUCAUGGUGACUCCUGACCGCAUCCCGAAGUUCUUCAUCCCUUCCUUGGAUGUCCACGUCCACGGCGAGCAGCCCCCGAAGGCGGAGGAGGUUUGCCCGUCACCGGCUUUGCUCAUAACGUCAAUUGAAGAAGGCAGAAGCUCAUCGGAGAACAACGUAAGGAGGGAGCGGAUCCCGAGGCGGGGCUGUUUGCGCCAAGGGUCCCCGGCGAGCUGCGGCAACGGGGAGCUCCUCUCCGGAAAGCUGGAGAGAGCAGCCGACCACUCGGACCCGGCGACAAGAGCUGCCCUGUCCCUGCCCCACUUCCAGAAGAUCACCACCCCUUACGGUUUCCCCGCACUGGGGGAGAUCCCUCACAUCAGGAGGAAAGAAUCGCUCUUCUUUGAGCGGGACGUUGCUGACAUCAGGAGCUUUCUGAAGAGCAGGAAGCAGAGCCGGGCACUGAGCAGGAGCCGCUCCAGCUCGCUCAGUGACCCCAAACUUCAGAAGCCCCUUGUAACCAGCACAGUGGCCCGGGCGAGCAGGUCGGCGCCUUGGGAAACCAUCCAUAGCCCCGUCCUCCCACUCUACCCAACUCAAGCAUCCAGCUCCUUGUCCCGUUUAGUGAAAGACAAGAACAAGUUUCAGGUCCUUAUCAAGAAACACCUAGCCAGCAUCAAGCGCAUGAGAUCCAGAUGAUCGUCCAUGCUGUUGGCACAACGAACAGAGAGCGGUGUCAGCGUCUGAGCCGGCGGAGCUCCCAGCCCACCGACGUCCAGGGACCUCACCUGGUGCACAGACAGACCCCCACUCUUUGGUCCAUCGAGCACCAGUCAGGCAAGCACAGCAUCUCCCCCUCGGACCUCCAGGUCAACUGAACACUGUAAGUGUGGGGAAUCCGAAAUAGGAACAGCAGAUACUGGCAGGACACAGCGGCUCAGGCAGCAUCGGCUGAAAGAGACACACAAUCACCGUUCCAACACCAGGACCUUUCGACGGAACAAGUAUGGUGAAACUGAUUUUCGCAUGGUUUAACCAGCAUUUGAAAUUAAUCCAUUAAAAAACGUUGAAAACAAUACGCGGAACAAUAUUUUGUUUGAAAAACCUGUAUAGCGUGGUGAUAGCUUUUUGUCACUGAAAAACACUUGUCAUGUUCAUUCGGGGCUGGCUUUUAUUAUCCUGGAGCUCCCGGGACUGUUAGCUCCGACUGCAACUCAUCCCAAGGCCACUUUGAAAACUUUGCGGAUUGUGAUUGAAGAUCUGACCUUGAACUACUUAGUACUUCAACGCGUGACUGGUCAAACACUGAUUUUGGUAUGUUUUUUCUUUAUCAGGACUUAAAAGUUUUUUUGAAGAAGAAUUUCUUCGGUGUACCGGCAAUGCUCAUCGCCGUGUCUUCCAGUGAUUGCCCGUUUUCGAAAAGAACGCAGGAAGAAGGCGGCUGCCCGUGCAUGUCUGCGGGCUGAAACCAAUAACAAACUAUAUAAAGUCUACAGUAUUUAUUUGUACUAAAUAAAGCAUUGUUCAAACUA